GGCGUGCGUGAUUUUUUCCUCGACCAGGUGCGUUGAAAUCUUAAAUCUUGAAUCAUUAAAUAUAACUUCGUCAUUUUGUCAGCUGCAUUUGAAUCGUUUGGAUUACUUUUUUAAUUUGAAGGCAAACCAAUAGUCUUAUCCACAUCGCUUUUCCAAACACAACAACAAGAUUGUAAAAUGGCGCAAAAUUUUUCUUCGUUAUGUACUGUAUACUUGGGUGAAAUAUGAUUUUUCGUUUACGGACUCAACAAAAACAGUUACUAGUCAAACGAAAUUGGAAGGCAGCGCAAAAGUUCAGUUACUUUGAGGUAUACAGGGUGAUAUGUAAAAUUUCUAGGUCAAAGCCCUUUGCUCACUUACUGUACACAAUGAAUUAUUAUGCUUUGUCAACGAAAGCAUUUUAUUCCAUUGUGGCUGUGCCAGAAAGAAUUUCAAGAGAUACAAAACAGGACGCGUAGAUGAGCAGGACAUUCCAUUUUUCAUGCUGUUAGUGACUAAAUGAAAUUAUUCUCUUAUAAGGACGGUUCUGAAAAACCUUUCAUAUUUUUUGUUCUGACAAUUUCUCUUGCCUAAAUCAACCAAACUAUACAUUACAACGUGCUAGCUCUCACGCAUUGCCAUUACAGCAUGGAACCCUUACCGAUAUGGUUUGCAAUAUCACUUUUUUUCAUCGCCCAGAGUGACUCCAGUGAAACGUAACUGACCCACUAAAAGCGUCGUUAAAGUUUUUGUCAGAUCUGCCUUGCUUUUAAAUUGGGCAACGAGAACUGGCAAUAUCAAAGGACAAUAUUCGUAAGUUGUUUCCCUAGAAAUUUUACAAUAAAUUCGUUACCUGUUCAGUCGAUGUGCACAAGGCAAGUGUGGACUCAUUGUCUCAAGGAAGCAUUUAGUCAUUGUUCUAUGAAUUUUAGAACAGGCGAAGUUCAUUGCGUGGUUAAGUUUAAGUCGUGCCAGUGAAUAAAUUGAAGAGUGAUGGUUACAUAUCGUAGAGUUUCAUUAGCCAGAUUUGCACGAAGAUCCGAUCUUUUUUUUACACUAAACUUUGGUCGGCCUGUUAAAAUCAAGUUCUCACGUAUGAAGGAGCAACUAGUGAGAAUGUUUUCUCCCCUCAGUUAAAACAUGACCUAUUAAAGUAAAGGCCUCGAAACUGUUGUAAUGUUUUAAUGUAUCACAUCAAUGUUCUAAUUUUGUUCGCUUUGGCUGUUGUCGGAUGAUACCACGCCAAUCCGAUCGAGUUCCACUAAAUUGAGUUUCAAAUCUUUUUUAAGGAGUAACUCAAUAUCCUCUCAUCUUAGUGUUUGAAAAACAGUGGUAAAUUUUAGGUUCUAUGAAUAAUGUACAUGUAAUCGAAAACUGAUUUCUUUUCUAGAGACAAGCAAGAAUGAUCAGAAUAAGAUCAUGAGGAUAAGAUGUUCGUGUCCCUUGUUGUUAACAACAGCUUAAUUUCAAAGUAGGUUGUGAUGCAUGUUCUGACUUGCUUCUGACAGGGUUUUAAGCUUGUUUCUCGGUAAACAUUCUCGAUGGGAUGCCUUUUUUGUUUUGUAUAUUCUUAAAAUCAAUCUGUUAAUGAAAUUUAGAAGCUCUUAUCACACCAAUGUUGGUUAUUGAUAUCAGUGGUAAAGACUGAAAGAGCUUGCAUCGAGAUAUCGUGUGGGGAAGUAACUUAGAUGUAACCGUUCAAAGAAAGCUUACAGCACUCAUGCUGUUAUUUUACACAAUACCGAUGUCGCAAGCUAAGGCAAUUUACGUGAGAAGCAAAGUUAUCAGUUUGUUGAGAAAUUGUUAUACAGGGUCAGUCGGCAGGGAAGAGAUUUAACGCUAAAUUGCCUGUCAAAAUUUAAUAUAAUUCAAAUGGACACAAUACCCUUGGCUUUUCGAAUUCACUUUAGAGGCUUGCCUUCCGCUAUCAACCUCUUGUUGAUAAACAAGCAAAGAAAAAUCUAAUAGUUUUGUUAUGCAAUUUUUUAAAAUUCGCUAUUUAACUCAAUUAGAGAAUCGAUUUACUACUGGAUAACACAGUAACUUACUUCAACCCAUAUCUUUGGUACAUGAGGUCAAAUAAUCAGCUCUGUGCCAGUCCAUUGUCUUUUUAUUUGAAUCCUACAACGGUGUUCAUUUCUUUUUCUUUUCGAUGAGAGAAUCUGCUUCGAAUUUCGAGAAUUCAAAUUCUGUCUAGCUAAGUUGCUUUAUGUAAAAUAUAUAGACGAGUAACCAUGGGUGCAUCUCUCAAGUAACUUUCAUUGAACUGGAAUCAUGCUUCGACGACGAAAGGGCCGAGUAAAGAAAGGCAAACAUGUCAAGUAUCGUGGAUGAAAUUCAGUUUAUGAGAUUAAUGGGAGUCUAAGUGAAUAAUGUGUAAAUGUUAUUACGAGGCAAGAUGACCUUGAAUUUGUGAUACAGAACACAGAUGGAAUUCGCGCACUCAUUUCCGGAAAAAUAAUUGAAUAGAACUGGCCGUAAACUACAAACAGUUGUUAAUGUGCGGUCGUUCCAUCAAAUAAAAUCAGUUGUGAUUUUUUAUUUUUCUUUAUGAUAACCUAACUUUCGUUCGAACAUUGUUCAGUAAAUUGAAUACUGAAAAUGCAACUUGCAAAGUAGACUCUAAGAUAUGCUUGACUUGCAUCCAAUUGCAACAUUAUUUAGGGAACUCCAUGCCUUUCCGUGUUAUGUUGUUCAGUAGCAAGCCUGAACUGAAACUAAAACUGGUCCUUCAUCCGUCUGAGAAUUCAUUUUAAUACGCAGAGGAAAAGGCACUUCAUUGAGUCUCUCAUCUAGACUCUUAAUAGUUCACGAAUCAACUUAGCAGCGACAGCUAAAAUGCAGGUAUUGCAGGCAUUCCUCUUGAGAAAGACUGUUUUACAGUUGGGUUUUACAACGGAGAUUGAUCAAUGCAAAAACUUUUGACAGAACAUCAUAAUAGCAUUGAGCACUGAUGGAGCCUAGUCGUUCGAAAAAGCUCCAAACAAAGAGCGAGGCAAACAGAGCACUAAAUUCAUAGGUCGCAAAAGGAGCAUGGAAUCUUUCUUUCUCUGCCAAGGUUCAACACGUUUAAUCCAGAAGUGCAAGGGCCGAGGGUUCAAUGUUGUAUUUAUGUUGUUCUUAACAAGGACAAAAGCUCUUCAAAACAGGGUAAAGAAUAUCCCACACAGUCAUAAAACGUCAGCAAAAGGCGGACUGUACUUCUUGCUGAAGAGAGAGAUAAUCGGCGGAUUAGCCAAGCGCGAAGAACUGUUUGGUCCAUUUUAUUAGGUAACACUUUUAGUCCCAUAUUCACUGUUGUAAGCUUGUAUGAUUAACAAUGAAAUUUGCUAAUUGAAGUGCUUUAAGACUGUUUUAGGCAAGACAAACGAUUAGUUUUGCUAAUAAAAUUAUGUAAUAUGAAGUCAAAUUUGUAUCUUUCUAGCUGUGGGCUUCUCUUUCCAUGAAAAUCAUGGCGCACGUCGAAAACGAAAGAAAAGCCGAAAAAAAACUCUUAUAUUCAUUAGAUUAAAAAUUAGAGGGAAUUGAUGAUGACGAAUGCAAAAUUAAUUGUUUUAAGCGGGAAGACAACUGUUGUGAGUCGUAAAUGGCGGUACCCUUGAAGACGGCGAAAGAAACCAGCAAUAAAAGUGUUGUUGUAACUCUCCAACACUUUGCAGCCCGCAAGCAGAAUAAUUUGGCCUGUUGCUACUUUUGGUUAAUAGACUUCUCAGAGCGUUUACCGUUUCGGGUAAGUAACUUUACCAAAUUGUGAAACGUAACUGACUUGUCGAAGCACCGCUCACCGCGAAAACAGGGUGUAUGCAAUUAGCGUUGGCAAGACUGAAAAUAUAUGGAAAACUUUUACGAGAAACUUUGGGUCAUUUGUUGAAAAACACACAGAAAAGCUUUGCAGAAGACUUGAAAAGACAGAGGUAAAAAAUUAUUGUAAUAAGCUAUAGAAAAGAGACAUUUCUUUGAAAAAUAGGGAAGCUUCAGUGAAAUGUAACUCAGAGUCAAUAUUUGAUAAGUUUAUUUGUUUCAGUCUUCCCGGCCCAACCGUAUGUUGUGUUAGAUUUGGCGUCAACCUUCAGCUCAAAUCGGACGGCAAGAAAGAAAAGAGGCAAUGUUGCAUUUUGCGAGAGAGAAUACAGCUUUUCCCUAGAUAUAAAGCGUUUACAUUGUGUGACUGACUUCCAAGCCUUAGGCAUGCACGCCAUUGGAUUUGGGCAAAAAUCCAGCACUCCAACUUAAUAGCCGACGGAUUUCCUCUAGACUUGUAAGAGGCUGCCGGAAUUUUCCGUGAGGGCGUUAUGGAAUAGCAAGUCUUUUUUUUAAUUUACUUUUUCUUCAAUCAUAGUUUAGAUUCUAUAUUGUAUGCAGCUAUAAAUAGCAAGAUAAGAGUUGCAAGGUGAUGAAUCAGUCCUUAUUACAGUUACUUCGACUGAACUGAUUAACUUAACGUUCGUGUUGCGCAUGGCUAGUAGAGCAAACAAAGAACAUAUUCUCCGGUGUUUAACCAAAUCAUUACAAAGAUCACUUUGUUCAAUUGCUGGGCCUUGAACUGUAAUAACCUCAACUGUACAGAUGUCGACGAAAGUUUAACAGUGUUUUUGGAGGUUCUUCUCUUUUGUCAUGCUUGGAUAAAGGUGGGAAUGAAGUGACCAUCUAGUUGCAACUCCAACAGAACUUGUAGGUUAUAUAAACAACUAAAUCAUGAUUGCUGGGAGUGUCUUAAUCCUCGCGAGAAAUACCUUCUGCAAUUUCUUGAUUAAUGAUCACGUUAAAAAGAGACCACGUUUGUAAAUUAUCUUUGUAUCACUGCGCUUCAAUAUUCUUAUUUCAGGAAGCAGUAUCGGAUUUCUGAAAUGAUACCACCUUUUCUAAAUGCAGUCUUCGGCAUAGAAGAACACUGCAUACUGCCAUAGUUGGCUCAAUUUGAAGCACGUAUAAUGUACUAAUGUAGCGUUGUUGAGCAAGGAAGUCAUGAAACGAUAAAAGUCGUUCAUUAACUCCUUCAAGUUUAAUGAACGAUAGCAUGACAUCAUUGGCUGACAAAAGAUAGACUACAUUUUAUCACUGGCAUGUUCUAGCCUCUCCCGAUCGCUUUACGCACGAUACAGCUACUACGCGAUAUUGCACCUCCCUUGUCUAAUCGAGCUUUCAAGCGAAACGGGGAGCAUAGAAAGUAUGUUAACAACAAGGCCAUAUAUUAUUUGCAGUCAGAUCCCAGAAAUUUGAUUUUUUUUUCUUCAUUACCCUUAAUAAAACCUUCCUUUAAGGAUGAGUGAUUUUUCUUAUAAGCCAGCGUAACUGAUAUGGUUGAAAACUCUAUUUCUUAACUAUCCGCAUGAACCAUAAGUCAGUUGAAAAUCACUUCGCCUUUUUUAAACGCGUCAAAUUUAGCUAUGAGCUCAUCAGUUGUGGGUCGUUACAAUAUAUUCUACGUUGUAGAACCUUCACAGUUAUAAUUCAGUUCGACGCCUUUUUAAUACAACGCGGGUUUGCGACAUGCAAGGUUAUUUUUAAAUUCAAUCCAACGCUAACAAUAUUAGUAUUACUUUCCCUCAUCGAACAAGUAUCCAUCGCGAAUCCAUCGGACAUCCGGUGUGAUAAGUAAGCGUGCAUUUCCUGAGUCAAGUGGGUGAGCAGCCGUCGACAAUUGGAACGAGAUAAAGCAAUUGUAUAUUGUAAACAUUUGAACAAAAUGAAAUGUUUAUCCUGAAGCAAAGGAAGAAUUUAAAGGACAGCGCAGUCGCUAAGGCGAAGUAGUAUCAUUCGAAACUAGCUGAGUGAUUUCUCACUUCUGUGUUCACGAAGCUUUGUCAUAUCUAAGCGCGUGAUCCCUUUGUUUUCUCAGACCCUCCCAAUAAGCUUUUUAUGUCAGCGUAUUAAAAAAAUAUUGAUAUUAAUAAAAGAAAAAUAAUGAAAAUCUGGCAUUAAACCAAGGUCCGAUUAAAUUCAACCGCUUGAAUAGUGCGUAGAUAUCGUUGACAGCUCGGGUUUGCUUGGCAAUUACAGCGCAACCACAAGGCUGAUAUAUUCCAUUUUCGAUAUCGUUGAAAAAGUUAAAGCGAACGCCUCUACAAUUUGAAUGAGUUUUGAAUAUUGCGCGAUCGUCGCGUGACUGUAGAAGAGAAUCGAGUGCAGAAGGAUUUUGUCAGAGUUCUCUUAAUUCUUUGAGAAAUAAUUUCUUUUGAUUAAAAAAAAAACAUGCAGAAGUAAACCUUAUUUAUCCUGCAUCAGUUGUCGCCCAGUAAUUGUGGUAUUAAUUUACUGACGGCCGUUCCGGUGUAAUUGCGAAAUCGCGCAAAAUCUCUGCGGCCGCCAGUAUUUAACUAUCAAGAAUGGUGAAAAUGCUUCUAGCAAAAUCUUGCGAUCUCUUUUCCCUUUUUUUACGGGCAAUUGCACCUCAAUUGAAUCCCUCAUCCGGUCAUCGUUCUCGUUAUUCCUGGUGAAUCCUUUGCCUUGAAGAAGAAGAAAUUUUAUCGCUCGUUGGUUAUUUCAAUGUUUAGUCUUGAUCUCUUGCGUGGGCUGAAUGACGUCAUAACCCUACACGAGAACAAUGGGUUGAUUAUAGACAAGGCCGUGGGACGUGUUCAUGCAUUAUUUAAAUACGACAGACGUGCUUGAAAUCGUGAAACUGAUCUUUUUGCAUCGCUCCUGGAGAAUAAUAUUUAGAAAGGCUAAACGGUGUCGGGAAUAUAUGUAAUUCUUCGGCAGCGACGAAUUUUGGCGAUGUCAUCGUUAGAGUUGGCGACAAACUUCAACUUUUUACGAGUUCCUGUCGAGUUUGGCGGAAAUGUGACGGGGAAAUGUUUCCUAGCUGAAAACGGAAGGAACUUGAUUUAAAAUUGGACUAUUGUGAUUUCGUAGGCAACAUUUCGGUUUCUGAAAAUCAAAAUAAUGGCCAAAUUUAAUUUUGCGUUCUCUCUAAGACAAAUUGGCUGGCAGACACAAAGUUAGUCUUCAUGACAGAACAAUGAAAUACCGUAAUAGUAAACUCGCUAUUCACUAAAAUGGUCGCUUUCCAUUGGACGAUCUAACGAUUAACGUUUCACUCCGACAGGUCGCUAGCCAAUCAGACAAAAGCGAUGCCAGCAAGGUAUCACAUCAAAUAAAGAGCGACAGGUUUUAUCGGCGACAGACGGCACAAAGUUUGUCGCCAACGCCGCCACUCCAAAACACAAACGUUCGCGGAGCAAACUUUGUGUCCGUAUGAUAACUUCCGAGGAGGUUCGCAACCAAGCCGUUUUGAUGGAGCUGCAAUUUUUUUCGCCUCAAGGACACGAAAAUGGCUGCGAGUGACUCUGCUGAGACAGUGCCGCCGCUUGGAGAGACGACUACCGGUUUGUCACAUGCUAAUGAACUUAAGACACUACGAGAAAAACUUGGAACCAGCGAUAAUCGUGACGAAUCUCACGAACUGAAUGCCGACCGCAGCAUCUCCGUGCAAAUGCCUCCUUUGAAUUCGAGCUCAAACUCGGUGGCGAAGCCUGCCGGUCAUGGCAGCUUUAUCCACUCUGAAAGCUCUAGUUUUAACGUGAAAAUAGAGCCUAGUGAUGCCAGCCAGAAAAAUAUAGCCGGCGAUCCGGCUCGCGGCUUUGACAGUGUUAGCAGCGAAAGGCCAGUCGGAUCUGAUCAAGGACUUGUGACGGAAGAGCCGUUAGAAAUUCAGUGCGGUGAGAAUGCUGCCCUGUUGUACGUGUCUAAAUUGUGCCAAGGAAGCAAAGGACCGUGUAUUUUAUUUCAAAACGACUGGCUUACACCGAAUGAGCUUCAGUACAUCAGCGGACGAGAAACUGCCAAGGACUGGAAAAGAAGUAUUCGCUACAAAGGAAAAUCUCUUAAGAGUUUGAUUGCGCGCGGGUUGAUAAAAGUUCACCCACCUAUAUGUGAUUGUCUGGGCUGCAGAAUCUCGUCACCUGUGGUAAGAAUUGAUUUUCUGUUUGUUAACAUCCCAAAACAUAACAAAAUGCUUUAGUUUGAAAAAAGAUUUUGCGACUUCGUUGGUUUCAAAUCUUGUAGUGUGAUGCCACCACUGAGAUAAGGCUGGUUUUAUGCCUGCUAGCAGCGCUUGUGGUGUGUUAUUUUAAUUAUGCUUAUUGUUUAUAUCAUUAUCGAUCUUCGUUUUGUUUAGCAUAGCUGGCAUCUUAGCUGAAAUCAAGUUCCCGGGCUAGGGCUGAGGUAAACGGCGCUCCAAUAUAUGCAGACACCAUUAUUAACGAUUGAAAAACAGCUUGGUUAUUCCGCCCCCGGUGCAUUUCUUAGAUACGAUUUGUAUUUUGGUACUAACACCUUGAAAAAUUAAUGACAAUGAGAAAGCACAGUGGAAGUUAAGACAAUUAUAUUCUGUUCAAAAAAUUUUGAGGGAAACGAGGGAGGAAAAAUGACCGAAACUGGUUGCAUGCGGUUGAUGCUUUUUGAAAAGAGCAUAAGACUUUAGUGAAAUGUUUGCGGAGACUAUCAAGGUGACGGAAAAGGCGGUGCAACGAGGUGAUAAAAUUGACAGCUUUCAAGAAACAAUAGCUCUUGAAAUUGUUUCACAGUUUGGGUCCAGCUGGAACGGGGGGCCUCUAUGAAAGAGAGCACAUCAGACGGUCUACAGCGAGGCCAGUCUGCUUUGUACAAAAAAAAUUAUUCCUAUCUCGGCUGGAGAUGUCUUUAGCAAACUAGUUGUGUCGUUCAUGUGUGAAAGUGAGUUGUUAAUGCUAUCUUUUGUUCUUUUGUUGAUUCGAUUGAACAGAACCUGAAAACUUUUGAUUAUAUUGACAUCGUAGACAAGAUAUUUCAAUCACUGUUUUUUAAUCAUUCCUUUUUUGUCAUUUUUACGACGGAACUUAUGUCUAAAUAGGGCAGAAUGUGACAUUCAACCCGUUCCGCAUUUGGCACACUUCUACACAUUAUAUAAUUACAAUUCGAAAUUAUUGUUCUAAAGGGCACGAUCCGCCCGGUUUUUGACAGAUGACCAGCUUGACAAUGCACUUGGCUUUAGAACGAAUGAAAAUAUUUCCGGCUCGAAGUUGAAAAAGAAAUGACAAGUUCACUUUUCACGUCCGGCGACUGAAGGUCAUGAAGUUGCCUCAACAUUGUUGAUAACAGUUGCGUAUUCUAGACGAAGGCUGUGGACACGUAUCAUCUGCUGGAUAUUGCGUGCAGAUAUCAAUAUUUUCCACGUUCGCACCUGCGUUGUUUUGGAAGGAUAUUUGAAAUCUUGUCGUCUUUUGACGAGCUCAAUUGGCAGUAAUUUCCGAAAGUUUCGCAUUGUUGAACCGAAGAAUCGAUAGAAGGGAAAAACCCUAGAGUGGUUAGCAUAGCUGCCUUUUAAUAUAAUUAAUAAAGCUUACGUCCCAUAGGUCAAAUGUCAGCAUAAAACACGGCUUUAGUUGAGUAGCUUUGGUGCGCCUCACAGACGUCGCGCAAAUUUUAUCACGUACGCACCAACUAUUGUAUUUUUUAUACAAUUCCUUUCGUGCUGGUCCACGAGAAGGAAAGUGAAUGGAAUUUUUAUUAGCGUAGAUCUCUUAUAAUAUCCUUUUAAUGCUUUUUACGGAUUAUCCUAUAUAAAGUGUACUAUUCCCGCCCGAGGUUCUUAACUUCGUUUCCAUAAAUGGAUAAAUAUCCUAACAUUUAUCGACUGGAAUAAAUCUCACCGUGAUCAGCUCGAUAUUCAUGUGGUACUUCAUGUAACGCGGACGUCCUUCCUUAUCUCUUGUUUAUUCCGCUCAAUAUUGUAAACACUGUGGCAACGCGCUAUGUUUAUAGAAGUAAGUAUUUAACCUUUAUUUUCGCAAUCCCUUACGCCGGCUGCAAGACGCAACAGCUUGAGGGCAGCUUUUUGUAAAAGGGCACCAUUCGUGCGAUUCUUAUUGCUGGCACAGUUCGCUAGGCUUUUUACAACCGACGUAAUAGUGCUUCAAACCUUUCGUUUAAUCCAUUUGUUUUCCUGGAAACAGAACCGGGGAAGAUUAGCAAGCAAAUGCAGUGUUUCCUCUCCGCCCUCUCCAGCUAGGAAACGCAAGGACUCUUCGAAGCCGGUAUGGAGACAAGAUGGUUACGAACCUGGGUUACAUUUCGUCGGUACCAGACAGGGCUCUUCAUCUGACCUAGAAAACUGCACGAGCGGCCAAGUUCGCAAUGGUGGCGGCGGUUUGAGAGAUUCGCCGGACUCAAACUCGUCCACUGCAUCGGAGUGCUCUGAGCCCUUAGACGACAGCCCUUUUUCGCCCGCAGUCGAGCCUCCGAAACGAGCCCGAAGUUUAUCUCCCCAAAACUUGGGAAAAGUCAGCACCAUGAAACGGCGAGCUAGUAAGUUUGGUCAAGUUUUAUUUUUAUAAUGAUUAAUGUUUGUUCGUUCACCAACUGCGCGGAUCUCCUUUCUCUAUCCUUGUUUAUUCCUUUUGCAAGAAAAUAAUCACUUAUCUCAGCUGUUUGAAGAGUAGAGUAGUCAAAAUAUCACCCGUUCUGGCUGAGAGCUUUGUGUUAGACGAAGAGAAUCUGUGAGAGGUAGUUCAGGCGUACACAGCUGCGUGAUCACAGAGCCCCGAUGUUUGAGUUGCAGAUAGCUUGAGAUCGUCUUAGCUUAAAGCUCUAUUAGUUAAAAAAAAAGGCAAUUUCGCAAUCCCUCAUCGAGUGAUAAAGUUCGAUUUUGCAAAACAAUUAAUUAAGCAUUUAAAAAUAUCACAUUAACUGUGAAUGAUUGAAAUACUGAAUUUAUAAUUUAGAUUGUCUUUUUUAAUCACUGCUCUAAAGAGUUGCAGUCAUUCUUGAACCUAUCUUUAUUGCGUUGAAUUGAUUACAGGUUAACCCCAAAUUUUCUAAUUCUUUCAAGAGGUCUUAUGAAGCAAAUUUUGCACUUGACGGGUUGCACGAAGGAUCUAGUAUCUUCUUUGGUUUGCUUUCUCAAAACAAUAUCAUACCUUGGAAAACGCCUGUCGCUAUUCUACAAGCUUUAAUACGUGAUCUAAAUUUAUGUCUUUAUUUUCGAACAAUGAGCCUAAGAAGUCUCAGCCAGGCGUUUCCAGGUUAGAAUGACGCAGAACGAAUGCGAAAGAAAACCAUAAAUUUUAUGAAAAUUGCAGAAGAGAGCAUCCAUGCGCUCAAUCAUGGAAGGCCUUUUUGGCGUAAAGCUUGACUUUUCUUAAAGAAUAGUUUAAUAUCUUGUUAUCAUAAUGCCAAUCAAACAGAACGUUUGUGCGUAGAUUCCUGAUCAGGGUCAAAUUAAGGCAAAACAUACCUAAAACUUCCUUGAAAAAGUUCCAGCUUACAGCUUUUUAAACAAAAUUCUGAGAAGUGCAAACUAGGUUCUUUGGUUUUGAUGCAUGUUGUUAAACUUAUAACUAUAUUCUGCUUUUUCUUAAUGUCAUCUUUACUUUUUAAAGGAAAGUAAUCCGCAGAUUGGGUAGUUCAAAACGAAACAUAACCUCUGCUUUCAGAUUUAUUUGUACAAUUCACUUACUUCAGUUUAGGUUUUUCUCGCAGAGGACACAGAGCAAAAGCACAAAGGACAGACAAGUCAAUGAUACUUGUCUUUUCCAUUGCGUGUCAAUUCCGUUUUAAAGAAGAAAACGCGUCUUUGACUUUCUAGUCUAAGCAUUUAACAUUGAUCAGGAGUUCUAUUAUGCAGGGAAAAAUAAUCAAGUCAAUUAAGUCAACCAAAUCCUCGAAAUCAGUCAAUUCCAGACGGAGAGUAAUUGAGCCGUAAAUAUGAACGACAGGAAAGCUCAGCAAAAAGUUACUUUGGACUCUAUACUUUUGCUUACUGCACAGUGUUUUGACCCAAUUUGUGCAGUGUACAUUUAUUUUCGCCACUAUAAUGUCAUUCUGGAAGCGAUUGAUAAGCUCAAUAUUUAAACUAACUUUUCAUUUAUGAACAAAUGUUUUAAUUUACUACGAUUUGGUGCCUGACUCUCAAUUGCGCGCAAAUAGGCGAAAGAAAUAUCGUCAUUAUAUAUUUGCUCCAGAUGCUGACAAUUCGAGGUCGCCAUUAGAUUUUUUAUUCUAUCAUUUAGUUUUCAUGUUAAACCCCCUAGACCUGAAUUUAAAGAAAACUGUCAUAAUUGCUUAAUUCAUCAUUUCAUCAUAAUGUCAGUACGUGAGACUAUGUUGUUCGAAAGGCAAGAGCGCUAGGAUUAGUGACGUCACUGAUCACGCACUGGGGUACCGGCGUGUCUGCAGCAAGCCUUUUUAUCUUUCUUGCAAGUUAGCAAAGAAAUUAAUUUUGAAUGGUAUCUCACUUUUCGUGCCUUACUAAGCCGGAUUAACUCUUCGCUGCUGGUUGCCAACUUUAACACCCGUUUUCCUGAUGUACUUUCAGAGCGGAAAUACGUUAUAAUUAACUGGUUACUGUGAGUGCUCACCUCGCGAAUGCAAAUUUCAAUUAACGACUUUAAAAUGUUGGCUUAUAUUUCUCUUACGUUGUCUUCUUAGACGAGAAGAAGAAAACAAAGCUUGCGGACGCUUUUUUAGUACCAAAAAUGUGCAAUAUUUGCACUGGUCAUGUUGACAUUAAGACAGUCUGCCAUGAGACACUAUAAGAUCGAUCUCGUGUGGUACCCGUGUAUCCCGCAGGAAAUGCCAUCUCCAGAAUUAACACAAUAUUAUGUGACUUUCCUAAGACUCUUUGUCAUUCUCUCACCGUUUUGUACGACAUGUUAAGAUAAGAAAUCUUUAGGUUGUAUUGCAAAUAGUGACAAUCUUUCGCAAUCUUGUCCCGACGAACAUUAGAAAAUAUAGCUCCUAAGUCAAACUGGGCUCCUGUUGUCAUGACAACAAAUACAUGAUUUUAAAAAAGUAAGAUUAAUUAAAUCAGUUUGGAUAUCUCCGAAUAAAUUCUUUUCUAAGAUCUCUGAAUACAGGAGCACGACUGACAUGUCAAUGACCGUUAUUUUGCCUUCUCACAAGUGUGUUAAGAUUUUCGUCUGAAAGUUACCGCUCUGUUUCGGCUGUUUCCAAUAUACGAGCCAGGGUGUCUGAGAAUUGACUUGUGAUGGAUACGCUUGAACUCUGGUAUACUGAAGAGGGCGGCAGAAAUCUGUCAACACACAGCUGCCUUAAAUUGUUGCUGGCUUCUUAUUUUACUAAUAAAAUGAGACACAACGCUUCAUAGAUUUUUCAUUUUACUGUCUUAUCAGAAAAUAGCGGUGUUGAAAUUAUAUUUAUUUACUAUAGGUUUCACUAGAUGAGUAGCAGAAAAGCAGGUUGAAAAGAAGCGCUGACUAAGUAAGGAGGAAAUUCCCUUUUCCUCAGCCUCGUUGAAUCUAUCUGUCUCGCAACAACUGGUUUUUAACUAACAUUCCUCUUCCAUCUGUUUCCCUUCUACAGCAGAUAGGUUCCAGUUUGACCCCAGGAACACGUUCUUCUUCAGAGAUAUCCCUCCGGAAUGGGCAAAUGCCACUGUUGUUGAUAAUUCCAAGCAAGUUAGAAGAGAUCAUACACCUCGCAUUUCUCCCUCACAAGAAACCGGGGGAUCUCCAGGAGGACCCCAAGGGGGACCUCAAGGUGCCUCAGGGAGAGGAAGUGCUUUCAGGGCGGUCCACCAAGGUGAGAAGAACAUUGUUAUGGCGAAUUUUUGAGACAAGAAAGAAAAAUGAUCUCAUUCUUGGCUACCCUUAAAACCCUGGUGUGAUACCCCUUGAGUUGUUUCAAAAAUUUGAAACGCUUACGCAGAAAGAUGCAGAUCAACAUGGUUUGUGUGUGGUCGUAUACUGUAUUCCUCGGCAAUCUCUCCUCAAAUCUCAUCAAAGGCAAGGUGAACUUAAGCACCAAGGAUUCAACCAAAAUAACUACCAUUAACCUUUAACUCCUAGAAGUGAUUAACAUGUUAUUUCUCCUUACGAUAUGCAUACGUUAUCCAUCAAACAGGUAAUAAGAAUACUCAAACUUAUCAGCAAGAAGUUGUUAUCUUGAUCUAACCCCAAAUUCUCGUGACUUACAAGAAUAUGAGUAGUAGCGAGGGGAGAAUUAAUUAUUGGCAAAGUAAAACUUGGUUUCAUUUGCGAUUCGAUAAGGGGUAUGGUCGAUUUCACGGAAUCCUUUUUUUCGGGACUUGCUAUGGGGUGACAAGAAAGGUUUUUUCCACUGACAAGAAAUUUCUAAGUAAGGAAAGCUGUAUAACCGGCAGCGUUCUAGCGAAAAAGUGUUUGUCAGUAAUAGUGAAAGAUGUGAAAACAUUUCUCGUUUUGAUCUUGUAGAUGCGUUAAAUUCGCACAGUGAGAGGGCUGCUGAAAACCAUGCUAACCAGGAUAUACUGACGCGUGAACUUACGGCGCGAGCAGGCUCAAACUCCAAACAACAGCAAAAACCACAAUCAGUCAACUGUCAACCUUUCAUCCCGUUCACUCAAUUACCCAGUCCCUCCCCCCUCGUAAGUCCAUCACACAACUCGCCGAGGUUGUUACCAGACCCCCUGCUUUUGACUUCACCUCACAGCCCUAGCAUUUACCAUCAAGCCCUGCGUGGUGGACUGCCGGGAGUCUCAUCUGCACUUCACCAGAGCUUAAUGCACUACAGACUACUGACACCUCCUACUCAACACAACCCAUUGACGCAGAACAUUCCUUUCCAAUCCUCUUUCAUCCAAGCCAACGCAGCUGCUGCGGCAGCCGCUCGCGCGGGGCUCCAGGGCCUCCCUGUCUCACAUUCAUCAUUGGUAAUGCAUCGAGGGUCCAGAUCUUCAUCGCCCAGGAACACACCGGUGGUCAACGGUCACUCGGAAGACAAUAAUUUUGUGACGAAGGCCCGGAUUUCGAACGUGGAGGAGGAGAGACCUGCUCCUGAGGUUUGCGAAAAUAAAAAAGAGGCUGAAAUCGGUAGCGAAAACCGACACUCUCAGGCAUUGACCGCUGACCGCGAUUGUGUAAUACGAAGAAGUCCCGAAGUUGCUACAGCCUCAGAUGAAAGACAAAGUCCAACAGCUACACCCAAAGCCUCUCCGAACCCUAAAGAAUCGUCACGAGUAUCACCACACAAGCUUGUGCCUCGUUUCCGACCGGAUUUAAACGAGAAUGUACUGGAAUGGACAGUUGAUGACGUUUGUCAGUUCGUCGCUUCGUUGACGGGGUCUGCUGAAAUUGCGCAUGCUUUCAGGGAGGAACACAUUGAUGGACAUUCAUUUGUUUUGAUGCAGGAAGAUCAUUUGUUAACUCGAAUGUCAAUCAGACUUGGACCCGCCCUAAAAAUCAUUGCGCAGAUCAAGAAACUCACUGAGAAUUUAGAAUUGGAAAAUGGCACCUCGAAUUGAAAGUUGAAUAUGCCUUAAAGAUGACGAAGAUCCUAGCCAGAAGAUCUCGUUUUCAAUUCAGGGAAGUACAGUAGUUUCGCGUGCUUAUAUCCUUGGCUUGACUGUUUGAAGUCAAACAGUAUUCAAUCUGUUUGAAAAGGGAAAUUCAGAAUAUAGUGACGCUCCAUUUGAACACGACUUGGAUGAAAAUGUUUGAUCAUUUAAAGUAAAACAAAAAAUCGUGGAAAAGUUCAGCGCCAUUUGUAUGUGCAGCGGUGUAGUUAAAGCCAUAGAAGAGAUUUUUUCGUGGGGAUAAUCUCACGACCCUCGUGGCUGCGCCAUAUGGCAAGGGCGAAGUUCAUUUGUAAUAUGUGCCAUAAUUAGACUCUAUUUCCGUCAGUGAUCUCCAUUUCGUCUAGCAAUCGAACCUAAAUUAUUUAAAGACCUCAGACCUCUCAAGGUAGGCGGAUUUAACGCAUUUUCAUUAUCACAUGGUACGUGAGUAACGCCCGUUCUUCGUCGCUAACUUGACCUUUUAUCACAGUUUUACUGACCCAGCGGAAAUCAUGGUCAAGAUUUUAGGAUUUCCGUCAUCUGUCAUCGCGGUUAAAGCGUACGUGCGUACAAAACAAUUAAGCAUUUUUUUUUUUAUCCAAGGAAAAAUGUGGCUGGGAGUAUAUCGAGUGUAAAAAAAUAUCUUUGUUAAGUUUCGACACAGAACCACAAACUCAAAGCAUCUUUUCAAUGGAAGUAAGUUUGUUUUCGAAAUGUGUAUAAACAGGCUUUGGCAUUUUGAGUUGUUGUUCAGAGUUUUCCUAGAACAUACAUGUUGUGCUUCUCUUUCUAGGCAAUCGGGGAAUGUGUUUUCUGAGCGUUUGUGACAGGGGCGCUUCGAAAAAAUCGGGACGACAUUUCUUUUAUUUAUAAUAAAAGAGUCGAUAAAAAUUGUCGCUUAGAGUCAAAAGCGUUUAAAAACGCUCUUUAUUAUUAUUUUUUUAUACAUAGCUUGUCUGUAAAAAAAACGCGAGUAGGACAAAGUUCUACAUUCCUGGUCCAUAAGAGAUUAGAUGAGAAAUAGCUUGUAAAUUAGAUAAUAUUUAUAAAUACAUUAUUUCUUGCGAUCUUAUUUGAUAUUGUUGAAAAAGGCAACUUUUAUAGCUUUCGCAUGUUCAGGGAACAAGCAGUCCUUCUUUCCGGGAAUAGUCCAUAUUUGAAGUGUCACGCCAAGACUGGUGAGAAUUGUGUGACACUCACCCACACAAAACGUCACGGCCAAUGCCUCGGCCGGUAAUGACCGCGCGUGCGCCACUCGUUAGUGAGAACUAAGGACGGACCGAUAUGCUUUUUCCGAAUCGAUACAAUACCAAAUAUGAUACUGACGUUUUUCUUCGAUAUCGAUUUCGAUGCUGUGACAUUAUUGAGUCGAAUGGUGAGUCACAUGAUUUGAUUGACGAAAAAAUAGGGUUAUUUAGCACUGUUAAUGUUAUGCAGUGUUCAGUAUUCCAUAGGAGCAUGAACAAGACACUCAAAAAUUUAAAACCCGAUUAAGGACGUUCUUAAUCGAAACUCACGGUUGUCGAUCGGUCCACUCUUACACCGUUCACACGCCGCUUAGACUGGUACACUGUAGCGCUCAUUUCCCAUUUUCGAGCCCAGAGUAUUUUUGGCUCCUUGUCGGUGGUUGGUCAAUGGGGUGAAUCAAAGCGCAGACAUGUCACGUGCAGUUUCGAAAGCAUCGAUACUCUUCGCUGGUAUCUUAAUUUUCCGAGUUGACGUCGGUAUCGUUGGUAUCGAAUAUUUGUUAUCGGCCCAUCCUUAGUGAUAACGAGUUUCUGUCCCAC
Messenger RNA from Pocillopora meandrina, 17019 nucleotides. Lineage: Eukaryota; Metazoa; Cnidaria; Anthozoa; Scleractinia; Pocilloporidae. The record is from the annotation of a GenBank genome assembly.